Grosmannia clavigera kw1407 is the source of this 4323-nucleotide messenger RNA. RefSeq names its product Ran-binding protein. Bases 1 to 4323 code for a protein of 1440 amino acids. Gene Ontology annotation, biological process: intracellular transport. NCBI's taxonomy places the organism in Eukaryota, Fungi, Ascomycota, Sordariomycetes, Ophiostomatales, Ophiostomataceae. The transcript has 3 exons. The record is from RefSeq and is a predicted model, not a curated record.
AUGGAGACUCCUCAGAGACGGCAGAAGUCGUGGCUUAGCAGCCUCACUGGCCUCGUCAGUGGCAGCCGCUCUUCUGCGCAAGAUACCGCAUCUGGCGUGGCUGCGGGCGUUAUCACAGGCAAGAAGACAGAAAACGUUGAUUCAUUCUCCUACCGUCUUCGCUCUGCUCAGGCAGGCCAUACUACGCCCUCCCGCUACUCGGGCACCUUCUCCGCCCCCCCUGUCGAGUCCCCCGAGAGCCCAGUCAAGCGCGCCUCACCAAGUCAGCUGGCACAGCGCAAGAUGCAUGAACGCGCCCAAGGUCCGUCUGGUAGGGCUGGUGCUGCAGCAGCACACUCCAGCUCUGCCCGCGGCGAGAGCAACAAGAGCUACCACAGCGUCAGCUUCGAUAGCCACCUAGCCACUACGCCAAAGCGGACGAACUUCCCCUCUGCAACCACUCCGAAAAACGUAUUUCGCGAUUCCAUGUCUCGCGACGUGCCUGCGUUUACAUUCACUCCCCGUGUUCCGGCCAACACCAUGAGGGGCGGCUUCCCUGCAACAACACCGGGCCGGUCGUUCCGCUCUUCGGGCAUUGAGCUAAGCAGCCAGGAGAUGGCCAAGACCUCAUUCAGCGAUUUGUUUGCAAUGAAGAUUCCCGACCCGGAUCCGAAGUUGAGCGGCGAGGCCAUUGCUGGCAUGGUACCGAAAGAUCUCAAGGCCGGAAGUCGGUCCGUCUACGCGAAUGAAUACUUGGCCCAUCUUUGCCCCCCUGACUUCAGCGAGGAACAGCGCAACCAGUUCUUCUGCAUUUUGGAUCUGCGGCGCCUGAAGUAUGCUGCCGACGAAGUUUUUGUCAAAAAGGACUGGAAAUUGAACAUUUUGAACUUCGCAAAGGAGUACGAGAAGAACCGGAGCCUGAUCAUGCUGCGAUACGGCCUUUACGAAUUCAAGACGGUCAAGGUGUCGAAGGACGUCUUCCAGAAAUGGAAGGCGGACAACAACAUCCCCGAUCUGAUGGAGGAAGAUGAGCUUGAGGAUACCAUGACAAGCAAGUCGACAACUGUGCCAAAGGCCUCGAAGCUCAAUGGCACUGAAGGCAUUCUCCAAUCCGGGAAACGCAAGGCCCAAGACGUAAUCGAUCCUGCUGCCAUGGAGUCCUCCUCAUCAACCUUUUCGGCGAACAAGCGAUCGCGGCCUUCUGAAGGUUUCAAGGCCGAACGGGAGCCCCUGACGGAAACAAGCACCCCUCUCAACCAGUCCAAGCGGAAGGCAGCCCAGAACAACAACGCCGAGCAGAUUCAGCGGUCAAAGAUGCAGAAGGCAACGCCGAAUCCGCCUUCUGCGGCCACGUCUGCCACCAGGGCGUUGUUUGAGAAGUAUGCAAACUCUCCUUCCAAGGAGCCAGCUGCAACCGAGACUCCGUCUAUUCUAGUUUCCAAGCCAUUUGGCGAGAGUGGCUCAAGCUUGAAGGCAGCCUUUAAGCCGAACACUACGGGACAGCUGCCCAAGUCAUCCUCCGGCAGCCUGGCCCGUUCCGUCCUGGAGAGUGGCCUGAAGACGAAUGCAGGUCCAGCUGGUGGCAACAUAUUUGGCUAUCUGUCAGACGCAAGCUCUGCAAAGGGCAGCGGCAAUGACAAUGCCGAUGCUGACGCGGAGGAUUCCGACGAGUCAGACGGCCAAGAGGAACCCGAAGCACAAGUGUCAAGCGACAGCACUGGCGCUUCUGCCAACGGCAUCACCAAUGCCACUGCAAAAUCGGCGCCGUCGCUCUUCUCCGCCGCCAAACCGGCAAGCUUGGUGCCUGGGGCCACAGGCGCUCUGGCCGGCUCGAGCGCUUCCUCGGACGUUUCUGAAUCCGCCGCGGGACGCAGUCUUUUUGAUCGCGUCAACAAGACCAGUGAUGGCCAGCCGAUUCGUGUGUUUGGUGCUGAGAGCAACAGCUCACCCUUCGGCACGUCCGCAUUUGGCGCUAAGGGCGCACCUGAGCGGCCGAGUCUCGAGAAGGAACCUGCUCUGUUUGGCGGAAACAAAACAUGGAGCGCCGAUACGCCUAUCAAGUUCGCCGGUGGUAACAGCUCUACGCCAGCGAAGUCCCUGUUUGGUGCAUCCACGACCAACAGCGGCCCGGCUUCUGCAGCCAGCACCACGCCGAAUUUGUUCGCGUCGGCGUCCAAAGAAAGCAAAUCGGACGCUCCACCAUCUCUGUUCGGCUCUGUUUCUGCACUGAAGGAGCCGAAAUCAGCUGCUCCUACUUCCCUCUUCGGGUCUGCUGCGGCGGCACCGAAGGACACCAAAGUUGACGCGCCUGUCUCUCUAUUCGGUUCCAAGACGCCAGCGACAUUGUUCGGCAAUACCGCCAAAGAUGCGCCGCAGUUCACGUCCACAACGCCUGCAGCAAGUACCGCGGAUGCACAGCCCACUGAAGCGCCGCUUUUCGGCUUUUCGAACAAGCCAGCUGGCCCAAGCACGCCUGCUGCACCCUCGCUGUUUGGCGCCAGCACUGCAGGGUCUGGAACGCCGGCUACUUCGCUUUUUGGUAAGGCACAAGAAAAGCCGGCCACGACGACGGCCACGUCUUUGUUUGGUAACGCUGCGGGUACGUCGAAGACGGCAUCUGGCUCUGUGCUGCAGUCGCAUACUCUGUUUGGCGGUGCUCCCAAACCGGAACUUGAGCCGCAAGGACUGAAGCGCACUGCGGACGACAAGGGAAGUUCGUCAGCGGCUGCAACGUCGGGGGCUUCCCUCUUUGGUGGCGCUCUCCAGAACGGCACCUCCAGCAAGGACGAGCCUCAGGCAAAGCGGCCUCUAUUCGGCAGCACUACGCCGUCUUCGCAAGCUCCGUCUUCCGCCCCGCUCUUCUCUUUUGGCAGCACAAGCACGAAUGGAGUGAGCGGUGGGUCCAAGGUUCCAGGAGAGACGGCCAAGUCGCUGUUUGGGUCAACUAUCAACGGCAGUGCGGCAGAGCCGGCAAAGACACAGGCUACUAGCCUGUUUGGGAGCACGACAACGGCGGCCGCCAAUCCUGUCAGUGGCUCGAUUUUCAACUUUGGCAACACCAACAGCAGCGCAGCUCCACCAGUCCCGUCGUCCUUCUCUAUUGGAGCGUCGACGGCUGCACAAGACAGCGCACCACCGGCGCCCAUAUUUGGUGGUGGCAAUACUGUGUCGGCUCCCUCAUCUUUCACGUUCAGCGUUGGAGGUGACACCAGCAACCAAGGAUUCCACAAUCCGUUUUCCUUUGGCGGUGCUGGGGCCGAAGCUGCUCCGUCUCUGAGCUUUGGGGGCGUUGCAUCGGCCACGGUAAGCUCGUCUGCGUUCCAGUUCGGGGCUACCACGACGCCUGCGGUAGCACCUCCGGCCUCUGGCGGGAUGUCGUUUUCGUUUGGUGCCGGGGCACAGCCGUCGAGCCAGCCAGUCAACGCAGCACCUGGGAACUUGUUCGGAGCCACGCCGGCAGCAUCUGGUGGUGCCAACGGCAGUUCAAUGUUCAGCUUCGGUGGUGGUGCUCAGGCACAGCCCAGCAACACGCCCAUCUUCGGACAGCAGCAGCAGCAGCCGGCCCUCGGCGGUUCCAUGUUCAAUCUCGCCCCUCCAGUUGGCGGGACAUCUACAGGUACUAAUACCCCCUUCACCAAUCUCGGUGGCGCUUCUAGCCUGGCCACUACACCGGCCACGGGCACUCCCGAGCCUGGUGCCGCCCAAGACAAUUCGGACCAUAAUGGACACCAGGCUGACGGAGAUGAGGCCCCACAGGAACAAAUCAAUUUAACCGAAGGCGGACCGGGCGAGGAGGACGAGGCCGUCGCCUAUGAAGUUCGUGCCAAAGCGCUCAGGUUGGCUUCGGCUAAGGAAACAGACGGCGGCUCGCCGGCCGCAAAGGACAAGAAGAACCCGUGGAAGACGGAGGGCGUCGGUUCCCUCCGGGUGCUGAAGCACAAGACGACGGGUGCGGUGCGGCUGCUGCUGCGAGCAGAGCCUCGCGGCAACGUUGCGCUCAACCGGGUUCUUCUGGCGGACUUCAACUACAAGCCGGAGCCCAAUGCCAAGUACGUCAAGCUGACGACGUCCAACGAGGCAGGCACUGGGCUGGAGACUUGGAUGUUGCAGGUCAAGACCAAGGAAGCUGCUCAGAAGCUUGCCGAGGCUCUCGAAGAACACAAGUUGGCAAACAAGAAUGUGGCUCUUCAGGAGGUGCAACGUUCCAACAGCACGGUGCAGCGAGAGAUGGACAGCGAGGCGGUGCCUCUGGAGGCGAAUUCGGCGACCGUGCGAGGGGCCAAGCUGUCGAUGCGUGACGCAAGGGUGCUGGCGGGCCAGGCGCUGCUGCAGCUGCCGAUCUGA